AUGGCCCGAAAAAGGAAGGGCAAAAGCUUCGAAGGAUUUUCGUCGUCUUUCCCCUAUGCAUCUAUUCUGAAGGGGGAGUUUCCGUCCUUGUCCAAUACAUCACAGAUGUCUGCGUCGAACCAGUCAUCCAUGUGGUCAUCUGGAGGCUCACGAAAUGUUGGUGGAGCAGUCCAUAGGGGCUCUGGCACGCCACUCUCGCAACAAAGCCAACAAGACGACUUAUUUGUGUCAUCUCGGCUGGCUUCAAACCAAGGGUCCUUCAGAUUUGGAACCCAAGGGAGUGCGGCGCAGACUUCGCAAACACACUCCAGCGCCAAUGACGAGUUUCCGCCUUUAAACCGGAACGCGAACGGCGAUAUUGGCGGCCAGGACCGAACAGCAAAUCUCAUGUCAAGCUUGGGCUUCGGUUCCCAGACAACAACGCCGACGUCUGCGAUACACACGAGCCGGGCCGGAAACGGUCUGCUGAAUGCUGUGUCGGCGAACUCGCGCGCCGCCGAGGCAAGGUCACCUACAUCGGUUGUACGCCCACAAGACCCGAGAAGCCCUGUUGGUGAGGACGAGGGCCGCCAAAAGCCGCCUGGGUAUUGGGAGGGCAGCAUGACUUCGCAAUCCUCGGUGGGCGAUUCCUCGUCGCAGUUGUUGGGUAGCAGGAACCCGCUUGGCGCAAUUGGCAACGAACCACCAGCGGGUAAAGUAAAAGAAGACGACAAGGACCAGACUGGCGAUGUUCAAGAUCCGCUAGAAGGGAUGGCGCCAAUCGACAAAUGGGGUCUCAAGGGCCUCCGGACGUUGAUGAACAACUUUACAGACUUCAAUGCGCUGACAUGCGGCAUUGACCCCAUGUUUUCGACACAGAUUUACUCUCUAUUUGACGAAGCGCUGCCAAGGCCUGCUGUUCCGAAAUUCUGCCUCCCGGAUUGCUACCAUGUCAAGAAUGUGCAGCCAGUUGAGGCCAAGAUGCAGAGUUUCAACGAGGAGACUCUGAUGUGGAUAUUCUACAGCUGCCCGGGUGACGUGAAGCAGCAAAUGGUAGCAGUGGAGCUGACCAACCGCAACUGGCGAUGGCACAAGAAAAUCCAAGUCUGGCUGACGAAAGACGACAUGAUGGUACCUCAAGCGCUUGGGCCCACGCACGAACGCGGCUACUAUGUCAUUUGGGACACGGCCAAUUGGCGCAAGGAGCGGAUCUGGAUACCAACCCUGGGGCUUCUCAGGUCCCGGGAAUAGCGGUUUAAUGCGCAGCUAUCUGCCAACGUUCUUGCUGAUUAUGGUCAGGGAAGGCAGGAGCCUUGAGCGCCACAAUCUCCGGAUGGAUUAAGGACACGGCGAGGGUUGCCGGUCAUGUUUAUUAUGUUUUGUAUCUGGGCCAAGGCAGACACGUCUCCCCAGGGCGCGGGGGGCUAUGAAUGAGGAAGUGUGCACUAUCAUGACUCGCCAAUUUUUUUUUUCGGUCCCUCCCAGUGUGAAUGUUUUGUUCAGAGCCCGUGAGGUGAUGUUGCCGCUGCAUUUUGUUUCAGUCAUAAAAGAGCAGAGCCGUUUGCUGGCCACUGCCAAAGUGAGGUAAGCUUUCUCUUUUGAAACAAGCAACGGAGUGGUGUGGCGAGAGCAUUAUUCCCAAGCCCCAUUGUGGCGCAUAAUAUUUAAGAACCUAAUG
Messenger RNA from Lasiosphaeria miniovina, 1657 nucleotides. RefSeq lists its product as uncharacterized. The record is from RefSeq and is a predicted model, not a curated record. Gene Ontology annotation, cellular component: CCR4-NOT core complex; P-body. The transcript has 5 exons. Gene Ontology annotation, biological process: nuclear-transcribed mRNA poly(A) tail shortening; regulation of DNA-templated transcription. Bases 1 to 1230 code for a protein of 409 amino acids. Lineage: Eukaryota; Fungi; Ascomycota; Sordariomycetes; Sordariales; Lasiosphaeriaceae.